Symbiodinium sp. CCMP2592 is the source of this 1833-nucleotide messenger RNA. NCBI's taxonomy places the organism in Eukaryota, Dinophyceae, Suessiales, Symbiodiniaceae. The record is from the annotation of a GenBank genome assembly.
AUGGAUGCCUCCAAGCGAGCUUCUCUGGGCAGAAACUCCUUCGUGUCGCUUUCAGGGAUUGAAGAGCUGCUGAAAGACUUGGCGGGCCAGAUAGUGCAGCCGGUGUCUCGAAGAACUCUGAAGAGAAGUCGCGAAGAGGAAGCCAACCAGCAUGGCAUUCUUCGGACCAUGGACAUAGUCGUGGAUGAGCAGAAACAUCGGCUGCAGUUCCUGGACCCGAAGGCCUUCCUGCAAGCAGUGGUGAAGAACUCAGCUGGCUUCGCAGAGAUGCUGAGCCAGCUGACUACAGGCUCCAGCUUCGGCAGUCCGCUCUCCUGGUGUCUUUAUACAGACGAAGUGACUCCUGGCAAUGCAAUGAGGCCACGUCAAAACCGCAAGGUCUUUGCUGCAUACUGGAGCUGCCUCGAGUGGUCCGUGAGGGUGCUCCAGAGUGAGGAAGCAUGGCUCCCUCUAAUGGUCGUGCGAUCAACUGUUGUCAAAGCCAUUGGAGGUGUCACUGUGCUCUGGAAGCACUUGAUGGAGCAGGUGCUGUGUCCUAUGCAGGCAGGUGUCGUCGUGGAGCUGCCUGUCGUCGGAGCUCGGAUGCUGUUUUUCGAGCUCAGAUGUUUUAUCGCCGACGAAGUCGCACUCAAGCAGCUGCACACACCCGAGUCCAUGGCAGCAGCAGCCGGCUACGUGGCCACGGCGGCCAGCAGCCAUGCGACUGCAGCUGAGAUGACGCGACUGGAACAGGCGAUGGGCCUGAACCACCAUGCGGGCGGUGUGCUGCUGGAUCCGUUUCUGGGGCCACGUUUCUUUGGGUCCCUGAUGUUCGACUGGAUGCACAUCCUGCUCGUGACAGGCAUCGUUGGCAUCCAGUGCGGACUUACCCUGGGCUUUCUGCAUGGAGCAGGCUGGACCACGGACAGAAUCAAUUUUUUUCUGAAUACUUUCCGUCUACCGGACCGGAUCCAGAAGGGCGGGUUCCAGGAUGUGCUUACGAAGCGAGAAAAAAUUGCUGAGCCGGUGCGAGGCAGUGCAAGCGAACUCCUGACUUUGGUGCCGCUUCUACGGUUCUACGUGGAGAAGCGAGUGGUUCCUGUUGCUGACGACGAACUUCGUCGCCGACUGCGGCCUUUCCUACUUUUGGCAGAUUUACUGCAGACUUUUCGCACUUUGGCCACGACAACCAUUGAUGCCCAUGUCUUGGCGGCAUCGGUCAAAGAAUACCUGGACGAUUUUCUGGCUGUGCACGGCGACUCCGACUGGGUUCCGAAGUUUCAUUCCUUGAUGCACCUGGCCCCGCAGUACCGGCACCACAACUGCCUUCUCUCGUGCUUUUGCCACGAGAGGAAACACAAGGUGGUAAAGAAGUACACGAACCAGCUUUGCAACUGGACUACUGGUUUCGAGAAGACAAUACUGCAAGACCUCAUCUCGAGCCAGCUCAGGAUCAUGAAGGACUGGACUCCAGCGAACUACACAAAGGUGCGACUGCUGGAGCCGACGAAAAAGGCCCCUGUGCAGCUGGAGCGGCAAGUGACCGAGGCACUGGGCUGCCCUGGUCCCUUUGUGGCGAGCUUGGAGGCCCUGCACGGAGGAGGAUAUCCUGUGCACCGAGGGGAUUUCGUUUUCGUUCGUGCCUACGGCGAGGAAACAUUGGGCCAAGCAGAUCUGCAUCUGCAAGCUGCAGGCGAGACCUGGAAGGUUGUCUCCUUCUUGCACCGGGUUGCUCCGGAUAUAUUCCAAGCUGCUGGAAGCAUAGGAAAAACUUUGGUGCCUAGGAGCCUCAUCCUGCAGACUGUGGCCUACUCCUUGAUGGACGAGCAAGCCGUAGUUGUCAGAGAUGUCUGA